AUGGCGGACGGCAAACCCCAGCACCGAGCGACGUCCCAGCCGGUCAUGGCCGCCAACACCUACGAUGCCAGCUCGCUUAGCCGCGAGUUCGAACAGUUAAUGCGCACCAAACGAUUCAAUCAGCUCCAGGAGCACUCCCGAUCACGAGCCGCGUCCCAGUCGCCCGCUCCUUCCUCCGGCCACUCGAUUCCGCCGCCCUCGCGAGCGCCGCCACCACCUCCCGCCGCGGGCCUCGACCAGCAUUCGACCUCUGUACCGAAACCCACCAGCAACCGUGGCCUGCCCAUCAUGCCCUCCCCGCCCCAAGACGCCGCCUCGCUGAAAUUCUUCAAUCUCCUCAAGGGACUCUCCGUCACCCCGACCAAGUAUGAAAACCCGGGUCUGUUGGACGAGGCCCUGUGCGUCAUUCCUCUCGAUCGCCUCUAUUCCGAGGCCGAGGAGAGGAGCCAGAUUAUGCAGGCCCAGGCCGCCAGCGUGGGUGGCAAGCCGGAAUGGGGAUACCAGGAUUGUGUCAUUCAAGCAUUGUUGAGGUGGUUCAAGCGAUCUUUCUUCCAAUUCGUCAACAACCCCCCGUGCUCGGCCUGCGCCAUGCCCACGAUCGCUCAAGGCAUGACUCCUCCCAGCCCCGACGAGACCGCCCGUGGCGCCACCCGUGUUGAAUUGUACCGUUGCUCCCAACCCAGCUGCGGUGCCUAUGAACGAUUUCCCCGCUACUCAGAUGUUUGGCAAUUGCUGCAAACCCGCCGUGGCCGCGUCGGGGAAUGGGCCAACUGCUUCAGCAUGUUUUGCCGUGCGGUCGGAGCCCGCGUCCGCUGGGUCUGGAACUCGGAGGAUUACGUUUGGACGGAGGUGUACUCCGAACAUCAACGUCGAUGGGUUCACGUGGAUGCCUGUGAGGGGGCUUUCGACCAGCCUCGUCUUUACACCGAAGGAUGGCGCCGCAAGAUUUCCUACUGCGUUGCCUUUUCCAUCGACGGGGCAACCGAUGUCACCCGUCGCUAUGUUCGCAACUUCUCGAAGCACGGCAGUCCUCGCAACCGCACCUCCGAGGAGGUAGUUCUCUGGUCAAUUCACGAGAUUCGACGCAAGCGCCGGGAGAACAUGUCCAAGACCGACAUCUGCCGCUUGAUGAAGGAGGACGAGCGUGAGGAACGCGAGCUUCGGGGCUUCACAGCCUCGGCACUUGCGGCCGAGAUUCAGAACAUCCUGCCGCGUAGCCUUAUGGGCCACGAGCAGAAGCACGCCGAUGCCCUCCAGGAGGCCUCCACGGACUGGCUGUCCGCCCAUGGCCACGGUCAUUCUGGUCCCGACCGGUCACACGACGGACGGUGA
Messenger RNA from Penicillium macrosclerotiorum, 1332 nucleotides. RefSeq names its product peptide-N4-(N-acetyl-beta-glucosaminyl)asparagine amidase (gene png1). Gene Ontology annotation, cellular component: nucleus; cytosol. The transcript has 2 exons. The record is from RefSeq and is a predicted model, not a curated record. Gene Ontology annotation, biological process: protein deglycosylation; protein quality control for misfolded or incompletely synthesized proteins; glycoprotein catabolic process. The coding region runs from base 1 to 1332 and encodes 443 amino acids. Lineage: Eukaryota; Fungi; Ascomycota; Eurotiomycetes; Eurotiales; Aspergillaceae. Gene Ontology annotation, molecular function: peptide-N4-(N-acetyl-beta-glucosaminyl)asparagine amidase activity.